Messenger RNA from Cyclocybe aegerita, 1644 nucleotides. NCBI's taxonomy places the organism in Eukaryota, Fungi, Basidiomycota, Agaricomycetes, Agaricales, Hemipholiotaceae. The record is from the annotation of a GenBank genome assembly.
AUGUCCCAUUUUGUGUGCAAGACCUGUGGCAAAGAGGGCGCCUUUGGCGGCAAAUAUAGUGCUAUCGGCUGCGCAACUUGGAGAAAGUUUACCUCACCGUGCCCUCCAUGCGUCAAGCUAGACAUUUUGGAUCGCCAGAUUUCCGAAACCAAGGCCUUUCUGAACCACUUAGAGGCACACCGUGGCAUCUUGAAAACCGGCAUAAACGAAGCCCACGACCCUUUUACAAAGCUACUUCCGACUGAGGUCACGUCGCAGAUCUUCCAACUCUGCGUGAAUGAAGAAGACUUGGAUUCAGGCCUUGAGUCGUGGCCCCUUCACCGCGUCCCGUUCACUCUUUCUGCGGUGUCCAAACGCUGGCAAGCCGUCGCAAAGUUGAAUACCUCAUUAUGGACUGUCAUCCAUCUCCGCCUUGAUCCAGGUCAGACUCCGGGUCUGAGCAAGGAGACGUUGGAUGACUGGCUCUCACGCUCGAGCCCCCACCCACUCACCAUUCAAUUGCAUAUUCAGUACUGCCACUCACGAGAUUUUUCGUGGAGGGCCUUUUGUCGUUCUAUCAUCAGCACCCUCAACAGCUACUCUACGAGAUGGGGUGGCAUCUCUUUGAAGAUACCUGAAAAUCUGCUGCCUUUCUUCCAAGCAGACAUACCUGGUACGCCACUUCUUCGAAGCCUCUCCAUCGAACGCACCUUCCCGGGUGAUUUUGGCGAUCAGGACGACACGACGUUCACAUUCGAUCUCAAAACCACCCUUCCAGCCCCCAACUCCGUCUCUCUAUCUGGGUACCAGCUUCGCGUGGCCCACAUCGACUGGAGCAAUGUCACACGAGCUGAUAUUUCUGGUCUCACUGCGCAUGAAGCUCUGAAGAUGCUCCACUUGGCACCUGAAAUGCGCGAGUGUACCUUGCGUAAUAUCGACGAAGAAGGGAGCAUCCACCAGCUCCAUGGCCAAAAUAUUGUUCACACCAAUCUCACCACACUUGAUGUGCAUAUCAUCAUCGAUCAAAUAUCCCUAUUCUUUGGCCACCUCACCGCUCCUUCUUUGAAGAAUUUGAGCUACGAGUGCCCUGGUGAAUCCUUGGAACCCGUAAUGGCAUUCCUCCGGCGUUCGUCAUGCCCACUAAUUACCUUCACUCUCUUCCACGAGGAGUGCAUGUUAAUCCACGACCACGAGCAUCUUGAACUCCUCAGAACCGUACCAACGCUCAGAACUUUAAAAAUCUAUGAUUUUGACAUCUUUGACAAGUUCUUUGAACUCCUGGAGCAACCGAACUCCUAUGACGAGGAGAAUGACGACGAAUGCCUCUUCUUGCCUUCCCUUACCUCCUUGUUCUUGGACUGCCAGUAUGGCGCCUUCAAGUUCUCAUGGCCUGCCAUUUACAGAAUGAUAGCAGCGAGGGUUUCUCCGGAAUGGAAGAAAAAAGGCCGAGGGGUGCUCGCGCGAGUAGAGGUGCAUCUGUGUUUCAACGAAGGUGGCAAUGGAUGCUACAUUGACGAGGAAAGUUUGGAAGGUUUCCAGCGCCUGAUCGACGAUGGUGUAGAAAUAGUUCUACGUAAUCAAAUGCCGGAGGAGGACGUCAUCGCGUACUCGAAGAGAUACCACGCAGAUAUGAAGGCGGAGAGAAUGGAGAUUAGGGAUUGGUGA